Molecule: messenger RNA, 2564 nt
Organism: Eucalyptus grandis
Lineage: Eukaryota; Viridiplantae; Streptophyta; Magnoliopsida; Myrtales; Myrtaceae
Product: myosin heavy chain, clone 203
Exons: 13
Coding region: 518-1396 (292 amino acids)
Source: RefSeq, a predicted model, not a curated record
UAGCUCUUCGUCGUCUAGGGAUCGCCGCGAUCACGAGCUCACGACACCGUCGCCGGCGCCGAUUCAGCGCGAUCGUCGGCGACGUCGAGCUCGCGGCCGCCACCAUCACGAGCUCGUGUCACCUCCAUCGCUAGCGCGUCUCUGUACUUAGCUCCGCCUCUUUCGAGGACUCGAGCGCGCUUCGUUCGGUCAUCUAGCGGUUACGGCCGAGGGACGCGUUCCUGUGAUCUUGUUGCGUGAUUAGUGGUUGCGUUCGUCGCUGCACUAGAGCUUCUCCUUGUCAAUGUCGCCUAAUACGGAGGGCUUUAAUGAAUGUCCAGUUCUUACUCGGUCUGUCUUAGCUCAGGGCUCCGUUGACGAAGGAGUUGGAGAUGCUACUUCAUAAUCGGGAAUUUAAGCUCUUGCUUUCACUGGAUUUGAGUUUCACAACGCAGUAUUGCCGCUCAGAAGUUUUUAGGGAAAAGGACCAUUGUUUGAUGACUUUCUGCUUUUGUACAUGGCGUGGCAAGUGACAUGAAUGUGUAUGUCCAGAUUGAAGAUGGAGGAAUACUUGCAGUACAUGAAGACUCUGCGAUCUCAAAUGAACGAUGUGGAGGAUCAGGCGGCCAAGAUCUCGGUCGAAGAGCAGAUGCAGAUUACUACCAUUCAAUCUCUGGAAAGCGACCUCACUUCUGCAAAAUCCGAAAUUCAGAAACUUAAAGAAGAAACAGAGCAGAUGAUGACUGCAAAAGGUCAACUAUGCUCUCAGAUAUUGGACAAACAAAGAAAGGUCACUUCUUUGGAAUCUGAUUGUCGCACACUGACACAGACUCUGGAGCUAGUCCACCAAGAAAGAGUAAGCUUAUCGGCCAAACUAGUUGAGAAAAGCAUUUACUAUGCCAAGGUUGCCGAGGAUAUAGAUGUCAAACUCCAGCAACUACAAGGAUGGCUCAACCGUCGCAAACCAAGCCCAGACACAGUCAAGGAAACAUUCGAUGAAGAAAAGGUUGCAGCUGGAGCUAAUGCUGAUACCCUUGCAGCAAGAGGCAAACUUUCCAAUCACCUGCUUACUGACAAUGUGAACAAUGAAGCAACCAAGGAACUGAUCUUCAGUGUGGAUUCUGCAACAGCAAAACUUGACGAGAUCAAAAGAACAAAAGCUAAGCUAGCUGCAGAGAUUUCUGCAAUGAAGCAGCGAAUUGAGCAAAUGAAAAGCCGGUCAAAUGAGUUCCAGGAAGAGCUCAGGGCAAUGGAUUAUAAGACUUUAGAAAAGGAACAAAAAGCUCUUUUGGCAGAUAUUGUUGGGGAGACCGAGUUCCAGCAGUCUCUGCAGAAUCAAAUCGAGAAACUGAAGGGAAUAUCACAGCUUGUGAAGUGCGCCUGCGGACAAGAGUACAAGAUUGAGUUAGAUGGUUGAGUAGGAACAGGAGAAGAAGCAGCCAGAACAUCAGAUACAUGUGCAGCUGGGUUACAACUUUAUCAAUGCUCAUGCGUCUUCUAGGCUCCUCCACAGAGCAAGCGAGUCCAUACGAUAUACUUUUUACAAGCAACCCUUUGAAGUUUGCGGAGAUUUGCCAAUGAAGGGACUUUCCUGAAGAGAUUAUUGUCUGAAAGUUGGAACACUAGAUUUGUGGAAUUGGAUAUCGAUGAAGGAAUUGAUCCGGUGAACUGCUUAGCAACAAUGCUAAAUGCUUGAAGGUUCGGGAAUCCUAUAUCAUGCCGUGGAUUUGGUUCGUUUGUACAUCAAUUAUAGUCAGCGAAGACAAGUUGAAGACAGAAGGUGGAAUGGUACCUGAAAGCCCAUUGAUUGCCAAGGAGAGCUCUUCUAGGUUGGUUAGCCAACCUAGAGAUUGGGGAAUAAUCCUACUCAAACCAUUUAGGGCACAGUACAGCCACGCCACAGAUGAUAAAUUGCCUAUGGAUGAAGGGAUUCUGCCAAUUAAUUGGUUCAUAGAAAGGCUGACCCAUUGAAGAUAAGACAAGGUGAAUUGUAGGGUAAAUCCAAGAUUUGGAGCUGAUACAGCCGACCAAUUUGGGAAUGGAUUUUAGGGCUGAAGCUAUUUGUUUUGUAGGCACAAUCCUCUCAAGAAGCUACGGUUCCGAUGUGAGGUGAGAUGGGUCUCAAGAGUCUUUGAGAAUGGAGGUUCAGCACAGUGACUCUGUGGUGUCGAUGACCACAUGUAACCCCAUACCAUUGACAAAAGUCGGUGCUGUUGUUCCGCAAGUUAUGCAACCUAAGAGGGUUGCUAGUUAUUUCAGCCUUGAAUGCAAGUAAUGUAAGUCUGUCUGUAUUGUUAGUGGUAGGAAAAAUGAUGACAACAAAGCACGAUACGAGGUGGGCAACCAAAAGAAGAUGAGAACAAAUGCGUUGUACACAAAUCAGAUGCAACUGUGCCAUUUCAUGAGCAUAAAUCGGGUACUAAGUCGCGAAGGAAUGACUGAAGUGAUAUGCAUGAUAUGGAGCAGCUUAAGUUAUAUACUGAACAACCUCACACAAAAGUGCUUUUAUAGAAGCUAUGUAGGACCGUGAAAGAGUUCAUCCGGUACGCAUUCGACACACAAAAUUCGUGGAAAGAGUUCUUAAU